This is a messenger RNA of Athene cunicularia (burrowing owl), 2271 nucleotides long. RefSeq names its product cytidine/uridine monophosphate kinase 2 (gene CMPK2). Gene Ontology annotation, cellular component: mitochondrion; cytoplasm. Lineage: Eukaryota; Metazoa; Chordata; Aves; Strigiformes; Strigidae. Gene Ontology annotation, biological process: dTDP biosynthetic process; dTTP biosynthetic process; dUDP biosynthetic process. The transcript has 7 exons. The coding region runs from base 1 to 1113 and encodes 370 amino acids. The record is from RefSeq and is a predicted model, not a curated record. Gene Ontology annotation, molecular function: ATP binding; dTMP kinase activity.
AUGCAUCCUGUGGAGAGGACUCAGACAGAAAAUGUUUGUCGAGGACUGUCUCCUAAGAGACAGACGCCUCGUGGAACUGGUGAAAGAGUGCAGAGUGGAUCAAAAAGUUUUAGAAUGGUUAUACAGCUUCUUGUGUCUGUAUCUCUUUCCUAUACCUACACAGAAGUACAGUGGGCCCUCAAAGAUGUGAAGAGACUACAGAACAGUGUUUUUCAUAUAAUUAGCAAUUUGCUCUUCCACGUCAUUUCAUGUUAUACAGAAGACAAAAUGAUAAAGGUCCUUGUGAAGAAACUGAAAAAUAAUUACCGUGCAUUGCUGGGAUUUGAGACCAUGGGGGCGAGCGCCGGCGGGGUGCGGGGCCGCGGUGCCCGCGGUCUGCGGCUCUUGCAGGCAGCAGCCUGGGCAGCGGACGGGUGCGAGGGGCCGCAUCUCUCCCGGCAGUGCGCGGCGCGUAUCCCGGAGGCUGGAGCCCUACUCGACCUGCUGGAGAAAUGUCCUGAGCACCAGAAGAAGGGAGGUUUUCCCGUCGUAGUUUUUGAAGGGCUGGAUGCCACAGGCAAAACCACUGUAACCCGGUCUGUUAAGGACACCCUCAAAGGCAUUCUGCUAAGUUCCCCACCAUCUUGCAUCAGCCAGUGGAGGACAAUAUUUGAUGGUGAGCCAGCACCCAUUAAAAGAGCAUUUUAUGCUGCAGGCAACUACAUUCUUGCUUCAGAAAUAGCGAAAGCAUCCACUCAGGCACCGGUGAUCAUUGACAGGUAUUGGCACAGCACAGCUGCCUACACAAUUGCCACUGAAAUAAAUGGGAAAGUCCAGGAUCUUCCUCCAGCUAACGACAAGGUGUACCAGUGGCCAGAGGAUCUGCUUAAACCUGAUCUUGUUCUUCUCCUGACUGUUGACCCUGAGGAGCGAGUUCAGAGACUUCAGCGUCGGGGUCUGGAGAAAACAAAGGAGGAAGCUGAGCUGGAAGCUAAUAUCUUGUUUCGCCAAAGAGUUGAAGAGUCCUACAGAAGGAUGGUGAAUCCUGCCUGCCAAGAAGUUGAUGCCAGCCCCUCCAAGGAAGAAGUUCUUAAGACAGUGCUACAACUAAUUAAGAAACACUGUGCUUUGUGAAAGCAACUUUUGUGUAAUAGCACUUAAAAGAUAAUUUUUAGUGCACUUAAAAGAUGCUUUUUAUUGCCCCUAUUGUUUUGGUACCUGAAAAUGCACUGUUAUGUGUGCACUGUUUCAUCCCACGGAAGAAUCUUUUCUUUCUUCUGUCAACAGUAAUCAGUGCAGGUUAUCUGUUUCACUGUUGCCUACUGUACUUUUCUGUAUAAGGCAGAAUACUACUCACAUGUUAUUCAACAUUCGUAGUAAAGCCACAACAUACUAUGGUACGAAGUACCUCAAAGUGCUCUCUGACACUGUGACAUUUCAAGACACUAUCAUGUUGCAUCUUCAUCACCAGGAGAACCUGUUCCUGCAUCCGUUGUGUACCAGAUUGCGCUGGACUGCAGCAGGAGCAUUAGGUGCCCAAGGAGAGGCUGAAAUGUCAUCCAGCAGUAAACCAAUAAAAUAAUCAUAACAUUUAGGAACAGACAAUCGAGUGGCCCAGUGUUGUUUACUGGACUAGAGAAUGAGUAGCUGUUGCUGUGAUGGGCAUCCUGGAAAAAAUGUGUCGUAAGUGAGGGCCAGUGCACAUCUAGGCUCCUAAGUAAUAAAGUCCAAGCCUGUCAACAUAUGCAACUGAAAUAUCAAUUCAUUUUAGAGGGAAACAGAGAAUGAUGACAUAUUCUAAAGAGAUACCUGAGAAGAACCUGAAAUUAAAUUAUAAAUGAUUGCUAAAAUAUUUGUGAACAAAACAUCCUAUUAAUAUUUGUUAAUGUGUAUUUGUGUUCUUUUAAGAGAAUGUGAAAAGAAAAAUUGCUGAGAAUCUCAGGAAUGGGAAUGAUUGUACCUUUUCACUUCACCUUUUCUUUCUUGUGUGGGUUUUUGCACAUGUUGAAUGUAUCAUCAAGACUUCAGCUCUGCAAAGGCUUAUUUUUAAGUACAUUAGUUACACUAUUGUUACUGCUAAACGCAAAACUAAAUACAUGGAUAAGCCUUUGUGGGGUCAGAAAUUAACUGCAGAUCCAUAAAGAACAUAACUAAAAUGUAAAUUUGAUUUAAAGCAUUGUUUUUCUUACUUCCAUGUGUUAAGCAAGUGCAAUUAUCAAUGAAUCUGCCCUGUAAAGAAAAAUGUACUUACUAGUGCAGUUCCUAUAUCCAAUCUGUAUGUGCAAGGUGAUA